Molecule: messenger RNA, 1880 nt
Organism: Dermacentor silvarum
Lineage: Eukaryota; Metazoa; Arthropoda; Arachnida; Ixodida; Ixodidae
Product: pancreatic triacylglycerol lipase
Exons: 10
Coding region: 310-1836 (508 amino acids)
Biological process (GO): lipid metabolic process
Molecular function (GO): triacylglycerol lipase activity
Source: RefSeq, a predicted model, not a curated record
UGCCGAGCUGUCAGUUAGCUUGACAAUCGCUUGACAGUUAGCUUGACAAGCUGCCUGACAAUCGAUGCUGUUAAAAAUAGGCUGCCAUCCGCGCGCCUAUUUACACGUGGAUAGGUUUCUUCGCUUUUUUCUGUUUUGCCUUUGCUCUUUGCAUGAACGCAUAUUCUAGCAAAUCGAUAGAAAAUAUGAAGUUGCGCGCAUGCUAUAGUUGAUUAGUCGUUACAAUGACCACGAUAAGUUCUACAUGAGUGGCAUAUCGUGUUACAAAGCGUCUCAUCUAUUUUGACCUGUUAUCCGAGUAGCGAUAUCAUGCCUUUCCGCACCAUGAGGGUGGGCCUUCAAACAUUGAUAACGACGCUGUUUUGGACUGUUGCAGCGUCGGCCGUCAGCAACAAAUCGAGAGUUGGACAGCCCGACCAGAAGUGCUUCAAGGAGCUCGGAUGCUUCAAGAUGGAGGGGCCGUUCUUCCACGAGAUCUACCGGCCCAUAAACUUCUAUCCGGAGGAGAGGGAACACGUCGACACACGGUUCGUCCUAUACUCGCGGGAGAAUUCGAAGCGCGGCGAGCUCCUAAAGUGGUCCUCGACGCCGGCAGAGGUCGCCAGGUCAACUACCUUCAAGGCCAGCAGGCCGACCAAGAUCCUGAUACACGGCUGGAUAGACACGGUGUUCUUCGGGGCUUGGAUGACGAAAAUGGCGAAGGCUUUUCUCAUGGUGGGAGACUUCAACAUCAUCUUAGUUGACUGGCAAGGCGGCAACGCUCUGCCUUACACUCAGGCGACAGCCAAUACGAGGUUGGUUGGCGCCGAGAUUGCUCUGCUGGUCAACAAGUUGGAGAAAGCGUUUGGCGCGAAGCGGGAGACAUUCCACAUCCUGGGUCACAGCCUUGGCUCUCACGUAGCCGGAUACGCUGGCGAGAGGCUUCCGGGGCUGGGACGGAUCACAGGUCUAGAUCCAGCCGAUCCCUACUUCCAGCACAUGCCGAAGGAGGUACGCCUGGACCCGACCGACGCUCGGCUAGUCGACGUUCUACAUACGGACGGCGGAUCGGUGUUCGACAUAUACAAAGCCGAAGGGCUGGGCAUGUACCAGCCGGCCGGACACCUUGACUUCUACCCCAACGGCGGCAUUAAGAUGCCCGGCUGCUCGAAGAGCUCGCCGAUACUGACUACGCUGACCAAGGGUGCCAUUCAAGCUGCCCGGUCGGUGGUGUGCAACCACGAGCGCGCCGUCGAUUACUUCCUGGACAGCAUCACGGAGCGCGAGUGCACCUCACUGGCCUACGCGUGCAUCUCGUUCGAGACGUUCCGCAGUGGCCGCUGCUCGGACUGCGGCAACAACGGGCGCCUGUGCGCACGCAUGGGCAUGCACGCGGACGCCUGGAAGCCCGCGGACAACACCUCGGUCCAGAUGUACCUGCACACCAUGGCCGAGGCGCCCUUCUGCGCAUUCCCCUUCUUCGUCAACGUCGUGCUGUGGAGAACAGAAAAAAUCUUUGCCACUGGGUACUUCGUUCUCAUCUUGGAUGGCACCCGAGGAAGAGCCGUGAUCGAGAUUAAUAAACAGCCACUGCGACUUUUCGGUGCCGUGAAGAACGGGUUCGUCGUGAAGACCGACACCUACAUCGGCGAGCUGCAAGCGGCCUCCUUCCGCUACACCAGCAGCCGUUUCUUUUUCUUUCGCAGCAACAUGCUGCUCCGGUAUGUCGAGGUGUUGCCGAUGAACAAGCCCUUGAGAACGCACGAAAGGAAGAACAAGAUGAAAACGUUUUGCUACUACAAUAAAACGGGGAUACCAUCGGGCGAAGCAGUGAAGCUGACUCUCUGCAAACUUUAAUUAAAGGGACAAAAUAAACAUAAAGGUAUUGUGGCUGCAAAACA